UCCUAAAGGAAUAAUUGGCGCGAAGUCUGACCGAACGGACAAGCUGCACGACGUCACGCUUGCGAGCAUCUUAAGUCUCCUUUCAACGCGUGUACCUUCGCAAGAUCAGGUUUGUUCCGCAGCUCUCGAUAGCGUUCGCCGUUAAAAAAAAUAUUAUUUUUUGGUCCGUACUUUCCAGGGAACAUGGAAGAGGCCUACAAACUAAUCGGAGCGGGGAAGAAGCAGUUGGUUAUGGGCAAAGCGGUGGAGGCGGUGAGCACUCUCCAGGAGGCCUGCGGAAUACUAGCCAAAGCAUAUGGAGACACCGCAGAUGAGUGUGCAGAAGCAUUCUUUUGGUGCGGUAGAGCCUUGUUGGAUUUGGCACGAAUGGAGAACUCUGUACUCGGUAACGCUUUGGAAGGAGUCCCGGAGGACGACGAAGAUGAGAAUCCUCAAGAUUCCAAUGUGGAGGGCACAGAAAAAGUUGAUGAAAAGACCAGAGAUGAGUUGAGGGUUCAAGUUUACGACGCCAUGGCGGAGAAAUCCGACAAUGCAAAGGAGGAGGAAACUGCGGCCGACAAGAAGGUUGAGGAAAAAACAGAGGACAGUGUAGCCGAGGAACCUCUAUCAGAUAAAAUGGAAGGGGGAAAAGCAGUCAAGAAGGAAGACCUGAGUGAUGAGAAGUUAGAAAAGACAGUAGACAAAAUAGCUGACGAGAAGGUUGAAGCGUCUAACAAAAUGGAAAAUGGUGACGCGAACGAAAUGGCUGACGAGAAGGUCGAAGCGUCUGACAAAAUGGAGAAUGGUGAAACGGACAAAAUGGCUGACGAGAAAGUCGAAGACGUGGCUGAGAAGAUGGAAGAAGAAGAAGAAGACUCUGAAGAUGAAGCUGAGGAGGAACAAGGCGAAGACAGCAACUCUGGAGAAAAGGAGGGCGAUGAAUCAGAGGAGGAAGAAGAGGAGGUGGGAAACCUUCAGCUGGCCUGGGAGAUGCUGGAAUUAGCCAAGGUCAUCUAUAAGAGAAAAGAGUCCAAGGACGACCAGCUUAUGGCAGCUCAGGCCCAUUUAAGACUGAGUGAAGUUUCUGCUGAGUCUGGGAACUACGUCCAAGCCUUGGAAGACCUCCGGGAGUGUCUUUCACUUCAGCGGAAACACUUGGACGCCGACAGCCGACUGGUCGCCGAGACGCACUACCAGCUGGGUCUGACCUUCAGCUUGAACCAACAGUACGGAGAGUCCGUGGACCACCUCAACCGUUCCAUCUCUGUCAUCAAAAGCAGGCUGGCAAACCUGACAGAGCUGAUGGCAAAGGCUGCCGGCCCUGAGGAGCUUCCUGAGGAGAGGCAGGAGAUGGAGGAACUGAAGGCUCUGCUGCCCGAGAUCCAGGAGAAGGUGGAGGACGCCACCGAUAGCCUGAAAUGUCGCAACACUGAGUCCACCGAGCCUGCGCCGGACGGCGCCUCCACUUCGUCCGCAGUUGUCGCCGCUCAGAGUGGUGACACUUCACCAGCGAGCGCUGCCAGCAGUCAUAGCCAGCCGCCACUUUACUCCUCAAGCACCAAACUCUGUUCUACCAACGGGUCCGCUCCCGACACUCAGGUUUCUGACAUCAGCCACUUGGUCCGAAAAAAGAGGAAGCCAGAGGAGAGUCCUUCAAAAGAGGGUGUGGUUAAGAAGGCCAAGCAGGAUGUUGCUCAGGACACGCUCGUUGUGCAAAAAGCCAACGGUGACACGAGUAUGUGAAAAAGGGGGCCUUCUCUUUGUUCUAACGUUACCUCAACAAGGACACAUCUUCGUUUCCAAGAUGGUGUUGAUCUUUUUGUACUUGCCCUGGGUUUUGUACCAUUGAAUAAAUGUUGCUUUUGUACAUCUGUGAAGUUGCGUGUGGUGAAACAAUGCCAACAUGGAUUUGUCGUUGUUUCUGAUGCGCCAGCCGUCUCGGCUCCACUUUUUGCACCGGUUUGUUAAAAUAUGUAAGCAGUCAUGUUGCCAUUGUUCCACCCUGUUGUUGCACUGCUCUGUUCUGAUAUUGUGACUUGUUUUGUUUAAUAAAAGACUUGAACCAUGACAUUUUUAACUGAGAACUGA
This is a messenger RNA of Syngnathus acus (greater pipefish), 2067 nucleotides long. RefSeq names its product histone-binding protein N1/N2-like. Gene Ontology annotation, biological process: DNA replication-dependent chromatin assembly; CENP-A containing chromatin assembly. The record is from RefSeq and is a predicted model, not a curated record. Bases 184 to 1722 code for a protein of 512 amino acids. Gene Ontology annotation, cellular component: nucleoplasm. Gene Ontology annotation, molecular function: histone binding. The transcript is spliced from 12 exons. NCBI's taxonomy places the organism in Eukaryota, Metazoa, Chordata, Actinopteri, Syngnathiformes, Syngnathidae.